Messenger RNA from Dichomitus squalens LYAD-421 SS1, 723 nucleotides. RefSeq lists its product as uncharacterized. The transcript has a single exon. NCBI's taxonomy places the organism in Eukaryota, Fungi, Basidiomycota, Agaricomycetes, Polyporales, Polyporaceae. The record is from RefSeq and is a predicted model, not a curated record. The annotation marks the transcript as partial.
AUGCGCCUUGUCUACCGCGAUGCGCACGUAACGAUCAUUGCUGCAAGUGCACGGCGGGUGAGCGAGGGCUUCUUGCAAGAAAGGCCCGCUGCGCCCAUUACGGACCAUUCCACAUUUCUACGCGAUAUCACUCUUCCCUUCCUCUGUCCUCCGGGGAAGGGCCAUUCUGGUGAGCAUGUAGUGGGCGAACUCCGCGUCUCCCCGAUAUGGACGUACACCGAUCCGCCCGGGCAGCCAUCAGUGCAAUACAACCCAAACGUGGAGCCCGUCAAUGAUCGUGGAUGGUGCAUGCAGGAGUACUUCAUGUCGCCGCGCUCGCUGGUGUUUGCCUCCCACACCCUCCAAUUCCAUUGCCAGACUGCGGUCCAGAACAUCGGUAGUGCAUACCACGAUGAGGAACGAAGGGCGCGGCUACCUGAUGUGCUCUUUCUCCAGGACGAGGACCUGCAGCUCAUCGCUGAUCUGGGUGGGGAUGAGUGGCAGUUGCGCGAGGCGUGGCACAUGCUCGUGCGUGACUACACGCGGCGCUCAAUCACCGUUCCCGGAGACAAGCUUGUCGCACUUGGGGGCAUUGCAGAGGGCAUGCACCGCAUCUUCCGGACCCAGUACCUGGCUGGACUUUGGCGCGAUACGCUGCUUGCGGACUUGCUCUGGAGCAAGAGAGUCCGCUCAGAUAUCCCAAGGCCAAGAGAAUACCGAGCUCCCUCGUGGUCCUGGGCAGCC